AAGGUAUAACAACUUCAACAGAAACAAACGGAAAAUUCGAGGCAAAAUCCCACACGUUUCGUGCUCACAUUGUAAUACUCUCCAGAUUUUACAAUUUUAUUUUCUAAUCCAAUAGAAAAAUAAAAAUAAAAAUAAAAAUAAAAAUCAUCCAUCAGCCAAAAGCCGCCAUUUGAAAAACCCUCUCUUUAGUUUCCUGCCAUUUCUAUUGCUAGAGAGUGAGAAAAAGCGAGGGAGUGAACAGUGACAGAGGGGAAGUACUUCUUGGAAACGACGCCGUGUCAGUGUUUCAGCAUAAACCCCGCUCCAAGCAAACCCUAAUUUUUUUCCUUUCUUGAAUGAGGUCAUACUUGGAUGAUUCAGAAUUUUCUCCUCUGACCCCUCACUCUUAAAAUGAAUACAAGAGGUGGCCAGGUAUCUAGGGGUCAGAAGUCAAGAAGUUUUCAGGGUGAGGGGCUAAAUUGGAUUCUUAUUGCUGGUGGUGCCUUGCUGAGUACCUUAUCAAUCCGCCUUGGUUACAAGCUGAAGCAGGCACUUGAUGCCAAGCAACAGCAUGAUUCUUCUACUAGAUCGAAAGGAAUUGGAUCUUCUGACAGGAGGAGAUCAUCAGGUUGCCGUUUACACUCAAACAUGUAUUCAUUUACUCAAGAAGAUGAUUGGUGUUUCAACUGCAUUUCAGGAGCUGAAAGCAUAGGGGGUAAGCACCCGCCUAAUGGCCACAUGCCGCCUUCAUCUGAAGUUGCUCUCCCUCUGGUGACAGUUCCCACAUCUGAUUUCAACAAGGAUAAUGGCAUUAUGUGGGCAUCAUCUCCUGAUCGCCUUGAGUUGCCUCCAAAGCCAUUCCAUCAUUCCAACUGCUCUGAUUCACCACGUGUCUCAGAAUCAGGCUCCGAUAUAUAUAGCAAGCGGGAAGUGAUACAAAAGCUAAGGCAACAGUUGAAGAGAAGGGACGAUAUGAUUCUGGAGAUGCAGGAUCAGAUUACUGAGCUUCAGAAUUCACUGAAUGCUCAAAUUUCACACUCGAGUCAUUUACAAUCACAGCUGGAUGUUGCAAAUCGUGACUUGUUCGACUCCGAGGGAGAAAUCCAAAGGCUGAGGAAGGUGAUUGCCGGUCAUUGCGUAGUACGCGUCAACACAAACGACAAGACUUCAACAGUUACAGCUUUGGCACCUGACAUAAAAAACGGCCAUGCAAACGGGUAUCUUGGUAUCGAGACUAACUUGGACUCCCCCGAGAAGAGAAGGGGAGAUGAGGAGAGAAUCGGAAUGCUGAGAAAUGAAGUUGAAGAGUUAAAAGAGGUGAUAGAAGGAAAACAAUACUUGUUGCAGAGCUACAAGGAGCAAAAAAUGGAGCUUUCCAUGAAAAUCAAAGAGUUGCAGCAAAGAUUGGAUUUCCAGCUCCCCAGUAUAUUGUAGGUAAUGUUUUUUUCUAAACAUUUUGUGCAUUCUUACUUGUUUUCCCCUGUUUUGAAAAAAAAUGCCUAUUUUCUUAUUUUUUUCCCACUAUCAUUUGCCUUAAAAGUUUAGUGUUAGAUGAUAUGUUCAUUGCUUUGCAAGUGUCUUCUUUUUUGUAUAUAGAAAUUAGAAACCAAGUUUUCUGUGUUGCA
Molecule: messenger RNA, 1604 nt
Organism: Gossypium raimondii (Peruvian cotton)
Lineage: Eukaryota; Viridiplantae; Streptophyta; Magnoliopsida; Malvales; Malvaceae
Exons: 4
Coding region: 391-1413 (340 amino acids)
Source: RefSeq, a predicted model, not a curated record